Molecule: messenger RNA, 717 nt
Organism: Fusarium proliferatum ET1
Lineage: Eukaryota; Fungi; Ascomycota; Sordariomycetes; Hypocreales; Nectriaceae
Product: putative methyltransferase family protein
Exons: 2
Coding region: 1-717 (238 amino acids)
Biological process (GO): N-terminal protein amino acid methylation
Cellular component (GO): cytoplasm
Molecular function (GO): N-terminal protein N-methyltransferase activity
Source: RefSeq, a predicted model, not a curated record
AUGGUACAACAUCCACUGCCCGAUUCAUUGAUAUCAAUGGAUGAGGCGAUGAAUUACUGGCAGAACGUCUCCGCUAGCGUCGACGGCAUGCUGGGCGGUUUUCCCUCCGUGUCGAGGAUCGACUUACAGGGCUCGCGGUCGUUCCUAGCUAAGCUGGGGAUUAGCAAGCCCCGGAUUUUGAGAGCGCUAGAAGGCGGAGCUGGAAUUGGUAGAGUCACUAAAGGCUUGCUCCUUGAUGUCGCUGAGACGGUGGAUAUCAUUGAACCUGUUGCUAAGUUCACCGCUGGUUUGGUAGAUACACCCGGUGUAGGCCAGAUUUACAACAUUGGAUUGCAGGACUGGCAGCCGCAAGACGUCCAGUAUGAUUUGAUCUGGGCGCAAUGGUGUGCCUGUCAGAUAUCCGAUGCUCUCCUCGUCAAAUACCUCCAGCGCUGCGCUGCUUGUUUGAGUGCCGAUGGCGUCGUUGUUUUGAAGGAGAACUUGAGUGAUUGUGGGGAGUAUACGUAUGACGAGGUUGACAGCACGGUAACAAGGUACGUUUUCGAAUUCCAGUUUAACUUAAAGAUUCAUGCUGACGGUAAGAUUAGAACGGAUGAGGGCUUUAGAGCAGUUUUUGAAAAGGCGGGUUUAGAAAUUAUACAAGCUGAGUUGCAAAAAGGAUUUCCAAAAUCUUUGCUCCCAGUUAAAAUGUAUGCCUUGAAGCCAAAAGGACAAUGA